UCGUACAAUGUCUACGGAAACAAUCAUUGUGGGCGAGGAAAGAUGUCAGUAUGUUUAUAGAAGUAAUGCUUCAAGAAAUGUCGAACAGUCAACUGAUGUUGUUGCUCUUGUUUUUGCAAGAGAUAGAAGCAACAAAGCCCAUGGUAUAGGGAAUAUUGAAUUUCAUUUUGCAGCGUCAAAUGGUUCCACAGCAAUCAGACCAAAGUUUAAGGUUGUAUCCAGAACAGAGAAAGAGGAUUACUAUGUUACUGAGCUUGCUGCCGGAAGAGAAGGAGAGCAGGAGAUUCUUGGUGCUCAACAGAUGCUAGAAGUUACCAAUGACUAUGAGAUAUCUUGUGCCCCUAAUCGAUCCUUUGUCUUGAAGCUUCAUCCCUUUCAACUAGAGUUUUGACCAAUUGCAUUGUGAAAGGCUUCCUUGCUCACGUAGAGCAGUGGGGAAAAAAAUUCCCUGUAUAAGGCUCUCACCAUUUUUAACUACAGUGUAAAGAGGAUGACGCCAGAAGCACCGUGCGAGUUUUUCAGGGUGAAGACGCAUGGUAAUCCAUACGUUUUCAAUUUUUCCGAAGUUUUCACAUUGCGGUUACAAGACCACAGAACUAUUCUGUUGGCUCAUAUAGGCGUGGGCAGACAACCUUGCAAUUCCAUGAA
This is a messenger RNA of Hibiscus syriacus, 648 nucleotides long. RefSeq lists its product as uncharacterized. Lineage: Eukaryota; Viridiplantae; Streptophyta; Magnoliopsida; Malvales; Malvaceae. The coding region runs from base 8 to 391 and encodes 127 amino acids. The transcript is spliced from 4 exons. Gene Ontology annotation, biological process: positive regulation of proteasomal ubiquitin-dependent protein catabolic process; protein polyubiquitination. The record is from RefSeq and is a predicted model, not a curated record.